Molecule: messenger RNA, 411 nt
Organism: Ambispora leptoticha
Lineage: Eukaryota; Fungi; Glomeromycota; Glomeromycetes; Archaeosporales; Ambisporaceae
Source: the annotation of a GenBank genome assembly
AUGUCCGCCGUCAACGUCUUUCCUAACGGUCAAGCGGUUAUACUUGCGGAUAAAGCACAAGCAUUGGCGCAUUACCCACACGCCCGAGUAGCAGGUGGUUUGAUUUUCGUGUCGGGGAUAUCUUCGCGAAAGUUGGAUAAUACAUAUGAAGGGGUAAUUGAAUUACCAGACGGCACACUUCAACUAGACAUUCGAGCACAAACGCGAGCGGUUCUUGACAAUAUCAAGGGGAUUCUCGAAUCUGUUGGCGCGUCAUUAAGAAAUCUAGUUGAUAUUACCGUGUUUCUCGUGGAUAUGGGAGAUUACGCGGCGUUUAAUGAGGUUUAUAAUAAGUAUUUUGAGGCGGAGACUGGACCAUCCCGGACUACUGUCGCUGUCAAGCAAUUACCUUCGGUUAGUAGCAAUUAUUAA